Messenger RNA from Syngnathoides biaculeatus (alligator pipefish), 864 nucleotides. RefSeq names its product probable rhodanese domain-containing dual specificity protein phosphatase. Gene Ontology annotation, molecular function: protein tyrosine/serine/threonine phosphatase activity. The record is from RefSeq and is a predicted model, not a curated record. Bases 199 to 864 code for a protein of 221 amino acids. Gene Ontology annotation, cellular component: cytoplasm. NCBI's taxonomy places the organism in Eukaryota, Metazoa, Chordata, Actinopteri, Syngnathiformes, Syngnathidae. Gene Ontology annotation, biological process: protein dephosphorylation. The transcript has a single exon.
CGUCGUGACAGCGCGAGCCUGUGUGACAGUAAUUCACCCAGACCUUGGAUGUCUCAUCAGCUGCAUAGAACUACAGAAGUACUGUAUAAUACUUCUUUAUGCAGAGUACGGCACCAGCCCCGGUCAGAGCUCAAGCAUUCAUUGGAUAGGGGACUCGUUCGGAAUCAUUAGCUCAGUUACUUGUUUCGGUGUGUUUUUAUGUGUAUUUCAGUGGGAAGUGCGAAGGCCCGGAGCGACUCCCCCGAACUUCAGCGCUGCUUCUUCCAGCUCAGUAAUUUGGGGAUGGAUCCCGUCAUCCUGCUGGGUGGAUUUUCGGCAUUUCAAACCCUGUACCCAUUCCUCUGCACACCGCGCAUGAUCCUGGUAGAACUCGAGCGGCAAAUGCUCACCAUUUACCCGUCAGAGAUUCUGGAAGGCGCUCUCUAUCAGGGUUCUGCCAAACAGGCUUCUGACUAUAAGAUCAUCAAGAACCUCCACAUCAGCCACGUGGUCAACGCCACCGCCAACUGCCCCGACGCUUUCCCGAACACGCUGAGCUACCUGCGGUUGCGGCUGACCGACGACGGCCAGCAGGAUCUCGUGGAGGCGCUGCCGCUGGCGUCCAGGUUCAUCAACGCGGCGCUGAGGGCCGAGCCGGCCGGGCGGGUUCUUGUCCACUGCAGCAUGGGCCGGAGCCGCAGCUCCGCACUGACGCUGGCCUUCCUCAUGCAGCAUCAGCACUGGUCGCUGCUGCACGCCCUGCGCUGGCUAAAGGAGAGAAGGGCGUGCACAGCGCCAAAUGUGAACUUCCUGCGCCAGCUUUUGACCUACGAAGAGCAACUCUUUGGGAGAAGACUCACCUCACUGGAUGAUAUCCGCCGAUGA